CUAGGUUAUAUACCCGUAUGACAUAUUAAUGUGUGUCAGUUUUAGUCGAGCCAUACAAGAGUUUCACAGAAUGACAAAAUAGAGAGAGCUAAUCUGAGUCAAAUUUACCCUCAGUUCGUGAGUAAACUCUAUAGAGAAUAGAGUGCCUGUCGUGGAGAACGAGAGCGCUUGCGAAAGGUCGGCCAAAUAGUUUAGAAUACUUAGUGCGACCACCGAUCUGUGAGUAUGUCUUCCUGUUGAGGUCGGGGACUGUAGUGUUUGACAUUUCAGAUAGCAUUCCAUCUGACAUGCCUUUGCAUGCGCAUUCGACUACCAUAUCGAUAAUUCGUGGAGGGCUCUUUUCAAAACGGAUGCAAAUUUCUAGUUCAGUAAGAGACUUUUGCUGUAAUUGUUGUUGCAGCAUGCGUAAGGACAAUUCGCUGUACAAAAGGUCAGCGGGCCACAUUGGAUAUUAACGUAAGACCCUAUCGUUGAGUCCUGAACGGACGUUAUGAAUAAUACGUCAUUGACAAGCGAACAAAAUGCUAAAUGUGCCGCAGCCCAAGAUCUUGAACUGGAAGCUCUCGAGUCAAUAUACCAAGCGCCGAUGUUUAAGCGCGACAACUUCGGAACACAUCUUUCUGGUGCUACAAUAAUCAUACAUACAGAAUUACCAAAAUUAAAUAUACACGUCAACAUCAGCUUGCCCUCAUCGCUGGGAAUAGAGCCGGAGACGUUUCAGGUGGAACACUUACCUCCGUUGCAAUUCGACGUUGUCUUUCCUAAAGACUAUCCCGAUUACGACAAGCCACGAUACAUUCUCAAAUGUCAUUGGCUUUCACCCGGCGAUUUAAGCCGCGUGUGUGCUAAGCUUGAUGAGCUCUGGGAAUUAAAUGAUGGGAUGUCGAUAGUCUUCAUCUGGGUAGACUUCCUAGAAAAGGAACUUUUGACAUUUCUCGGAAUGAUUGAGGAGCUGAACGUUUUGAAGUUGCUGAUGUUUCAACACCGCAUGGGCCAUCCUAACAUUUCACACAAAGUGUGGCGACCAGAAUUCCCAGGAAAGGAGCGUGGACGCUCAAGGUUCGAUGUACGUGCUCGAACGAUUUACAUACCACCAAAAUCGUUCGCAGCUUUCAUCAAGGAAGCCAACCAGUCUCGUAAACGCGAGCUGUUCAACAAAUCAUAUGUUACUUGCAGCAUCUGCUAUUCAUGCGUGUGCGGAAAAGAUAUGACAAUGUUUAAGCCGUGUGAGCAUGCUUUCUGUAACAACUGUACACAGGCACAAUUCUGUAUACAGAUUAGGGAUGGCUGUCCGAAUGGGCUGCUAACGUGUAUGGAGCCAAGUUGCACCUCUGAGGCUCUCUCUAUAGAUGUAAAGAAGCUGGUUGGAGAAGACCUCUUUGAAAAAUAUGACCAGCUUCUUCUAAACCGGUAUCUCAAAUCGAGAGCUGACAUAAUAUCAUGCCCGCGUGAGCUUUGUGAAAAACCAGUGAUAAUCGAACCAGAUUCGGCUAUGGCGACCUGUAGCACUUGCAAUCUUAGCUUCUGCUUAACGUGCCGCCGUCCGUCACACGGUAUCAAUCCAUGUGAAACAGGUAAUGCAAGUCAGCUAGCGAUGAAGUACCUGAAUGCAACUCCCGAGGUACGCGCCGCUCUCGAGAAAAAGUUCUCCAAGAAGUACUUGACCGCCAUCGUUAACGAGUACGACUCGCAGAACUGGAUCAAGGAGAACGCCAAAAAAUGUCCUAGGUGUCAGACAAUUAUUCAAAAAAGUGAAGGCUGCAAUAAAAUGCAAUGUUGGAAAUGUAGUACAAGGUUCUGCUACCUGUGUGGCAAAUCGCUGGAGCAUUUGGCUGAUCCGUACCUGCAUUUCAGUGACGAAUUAAAUGAGUGCAACAAUCGUCUAUUUGAAGAAUGCAGAAUCGAUAAACCAGGCGAACAACACAUGCUGAAAACUUAUCAAAGAAUGAAGCCAGUUGUAUGUUACGAACGAAAAGCUGUUCGAGAUGCUUAAUGAUGACAUAAAAUCACAAAAUGAGGCGAAAAAUGUACUGAUCAUCUGGCAGAAUACGUAAGAUGCAGAAAAUUAAUUUUCGAUGUCUAAAUAUUAGUGCAGGCAAAUGGUAAUCAAAAGAACAGUACGAAGAAUGAUCAAGCUAAAACGAUUCAUAAAGUGCAGAUAUUUGCAUUUUUUAAGGUGAACCAUUAUUACUGUUUGCUUCAGUGUAUGCUCAAAUGGGAUUUGGUAGAUAUGAGAAUAGAAUUUGUAUGUCGGUAGUUUGUCGAAGCUUGUGUAAACGACCCUUACUAUUAGAUAAAUAAUUGUUCUAUAUUAGAGAAUAUUUCAGUUCUUAUCUAUUCAUAAAAACCUAGAAAAAAAAAGAGCAUUAUUAUACUCAAAGUAAGGUCGCUUUGCCUUUUAUGGUUCACUAGCUAGCAAAGCCUACACUACCUUACUUGCAAGUUAUUAAUGUAAUUUAUGAGGAGCGAUUCAAACAUAUUCAGUCCUCGACUAGACCGACUGCCGAGAUGAUGUGGAGGUGCAGACGAUAACGAGUUCUUCUACUUCGGUGUUCGUUAGUUUAUUACUUGGAUCGCUAGGUGCGGCAUAAAGUACUGAUAAAAAAAAUCCUGGAACCAGGCCAUUAGGCGUUUUUGCUUUGUUCCUUAAAGUUGACUAGAAUCACGAGCGAAAUAAGCAAGAUAUAUAAAAUAGGAGGAAGGAGUUUAGAGAAAAGCGAUUCGUUUACCAAAAAGGAAACGGACCGGGGAAAAGCCUUAUUUGCUAUUAAUUAUUAUUUACUGAAUCAAUUAUUAUACUUUAAAUUUCGAUAAGGACGUUGGUUAGGUAUUUGUAGUUAAGCCUCACGUUUCUAACGCAUCUUUUCGAGUAUAUCUUAACUUUUCGUCUCUCUCGAAAAUUUGCCAAAUUCAAUGCUAAUAAAGAUACCAGCCUUGGAUUAUGCAUGUCCCAAAAUUUUUCUGCACCGCUAUGAGCGACGCGGCGUUGACAUAGAUAUUUCUGUUGGCUUGAAACCUGAGUUACCCAUACCAAGACUUGUUUACUGUACGAUGUAAUCUUUAGGUGUAUGGGCUCUUAGCCCAUACCGCCUGGCGAAUGAGGUCAGAUAAGACUUAGUCCUCCUCUUCGGUUGAUGCUCCAGCUGAUGUUUUCCCCCCGCAAACCGAGCCUUACUACAUAGCCUUUAUUUCUAUAAAAUUUCGUACCUCAUAAAACUAGGAAGCAUUCGAAAAUAUUAAGCAGAACCGACGUGCACGCCAAUGGCAAUACCGUUAUUACUUACAAGGAAGCUUUACUACUUAUUGAGUGUACGAGUUUGGUUAGCUUACAGGCAGAUGACAUAUCUGUCAUUUGCCGCAGUCGUCUUAAGUCUCAAAUCAUCUUCGCAAUGACAAACUGCUACGUCGGAGUGUAUCUCCUCGGAAAGUUUCCCGGCCGUCUGAUAGCUUUCGGCCUUGAAUAAUUUGAAAUAUAAGUGAAAGAAGAGAUCAAUAAAUGUAUUUAUAUAGUAGAUAGUAAAACUUGCGAAAUGUUUGCCAUAAACUGCUUUUAUCCAAAAAUAUCAAGGUAUUUACUUCCCGAUAAGAAGACAUUGGCAGCUUGACUUAUCUUCCCGGUAAGCCCGCCCUUUGAACACGGUCCCAGCCAGUUGUAGUCGCGUAGUGAUUGUUUCUCUCCGAACAACCGUGAAGCCAACACUUUGUCACAACAGUUGUUAUCGAUGUCAUCAGUUCCCGUAUUCACUUCCGUUAUAGACACUUCCUUAGCAUCUACAGUGGAAUAAUCGGAAUGAGCCUGGAUCUUCACCCAGCAUGUCCCCUUGGAGAUUUACUAAAUCUUUCCUAAUGCGUCCAUACGGUUGAGAAACGGCUACUCCCGUCCCCAAUACACAAGUUUACAUAAAGGCUUUGUUUGGGGAAGGAGGACGUUAACCCCACGUUUCGGUACGAUAAAUUACACAGAGAAUUCUGCCCGUAAGUCAUGUGUUUGAGGAGGGAAAACACACACCCUAUUUAGUAUGCUCACUGUCAUUAUCUAUUACUUACAGCUCCUGCAGAAACCCGGCAAAAUUAACGAAAACCAUGAAACAAACCAAAGUCCUUUAGCUCUGCGUUCCGUCCGUUCGCUGCAGCGAGACGCAGCACAGCGAGCCCCCCACUUAACCUCUUUGUCUGUGCGUCACCAUAAUGGUUGCCCGAGGGCUUCAGUUGCUAUUCUUGUACGCCAUCGACUCCAUCUGUCUGUACAUAGCACUGUUGUAGCAUUCUCUAAUCACUUUCCUCGUCGAUUACAGCGCCGCCAUUUGGCAACGAUCCAAGCUUGCUUGAAUAUUGGUUGGCCCGGACGGUGUCCAAUUUUUACCUACCCAGGUCGGCUUUAUCGCAGACUGAUAGUCGCGUGCCUAUUCUUGAUCUCGGUAGAAAAGGAAUAAUUUCAGCGUCCUGCGGGGGCCACUCGGCUCAUGCUUAGCUACCGCUUAAGAAGAGGGUCGGCGAUAACUAAUUUGCGUGAUAAAAUGAUUUUACUAUGAAAUUAGGUUGAAAUCACGUUUAAAUUUUAUACCACAUUGUGCAAAGAACCUGCUCAAUGUGACUGCUAAAAGUGAAAUGAACAGUCAUUCUGCAAUGUUAUUCACAAUUCUCCGGUUCAUUGGAAAUUUAAAAACAACACUGAAAUAAUAAACGAAGUUAUAAAUAAAUCUACGUUUUUCAGUGUGGUAUUUCUCCCUAUAUUUACCAUUUUAAUUAUUAUUUCUAAUAAAAUCAUUAAAUAAUCUGCAUUUACCUCUUUAAGAAUGUACAUUCUCUACAAAAACUUCGUCAGGACACUUAUCAAGAAACGUCAGAAGCUCCUGCUCUGGAAAGCUUACUUAGAUGAGGAUUAUCGACAUCCCAUCGAUUAAUUCCUAAAGCUUAUUGAGCCCACACAUCGGGCUUAAAUUUCCGGCUGACAUCUGAGAAUGUAUAAUGGUUUGUUAUGAUUGGGAUCGCCUUCACGAAAGAUCACGUCGCAUUGCGAAAGGAGCUUCGACCUAAGAAAAUUAUGAUUAUCGCACCAAAAGAGAUGUGUUUUAACCAAAGCUAUCGCUUUUAAACAUCAGCGCUCUCAAGAGCUUCCAGCUCGAGAUCUUGGGCUGCCGCAUAUUUCAAGAUCUGUUUGAUAGUAUAUGGAGGUAUAUAUGAAGUUUUCACGUCGCCCGUUCGGGACUCAACCAUAGGGUCUUAUUUUGGUAUCAAAUGUAUCACACUAAUCUUCAAUGGUAAAAUGGGAAGUCAGCUUAAACAACACCAUUCAAAUUUAAGCUAUUUCUGUUAUCGAUAUACACCCAAAAAGGCGAAAUCUAGGUAUAACAUGUCUCACUAAGACACCUUUAUUAUAACGUAUCGAAGGAUGGAUAUUACUGAACAAAAUAUUUCAUACUGUUUGUCGGUCCGAAGUUGUGGUCCGGUUAGGAUGUCGAACUUCCUAACUCAUAGAUAACUCUCCUUCAGUUAUACAAAUGCGCUGCAAAAUGCGUCUGAUAUAAUAAAAAAAGCUUACUACGAAAAG
Varroa destructor (honeybee mite) is the source of this 5551-nucleotide messenger RNA. Its product is annotated as ERI1 exoribonuclease 3-like. The record is from RefSeq and is a predicted model, not a curated record. NCBI's taxonomy places the organism in Eukaryota, Metazoa, Arthropoda, Arachnida, Mesostigmata, Varroidae. Gene Ontology annotation, molecular function: zinc ion binding; nucleic acid binding; protein binding. Gene Ontology annotation, biological process: protein ubiquitination.